AUGAACACAAACCGGUUAUUUUGUGAGAACAACAAUGACGAAAACAAGGUGAUGCCCCAUUGUUCCUCCACAGACUCGGGACGGAGCAGCAUUGACAGUUUACAGCACAGCCAUGGAGAUGAAGUUAGCGGUAAGUUCUCCGGCGCGGAAUUUUCUGAGGCUGCCCCUCUGGCUACUCUCUCUUCGUCCACAGAAGUCCUCACCACAAGUCAAAUGCAAUCGGGAUUAAUAAGUGACUUCGAUGUGUAUUCGGAUGUAACGAUAAUUUCAAAAUCGGUCGUCCCCACAAAUAUUGUCACAAAGACGUUCAAAGGUUUUUCUAAAAAAUCGGCCCGAGUCAGAAAAAGCAGAACUUGCGAAACGACUGGCACUAGUUCGGCUAAUGUGGAGACAUCGAGAAAGUUUUUCAAAAAGAAAGGGUACUUUCCUCAUCGAGCAUGUGAAACAACAGAUGUACCUGACGAACAGCCAUUUCGCGCAGCAAAUGGCAAUUCCAAACACGAUGGAGUUGAUCCAACGAAGCGCAUAAAUCGGUUAGAAAAUCCUGCACACCCCUCAACUCUGAGCUUAUCGCCUAGGGAAUCUGAGGGAGAACUCGUAUCUAAUGAUCCCAAAUGCAAGAAAUUAAAUGAAGACAUCAGCCAGCCUACUGCUGCGGAGGAAGAACCUACGCUGUGGCGGCCUUCAGUCCCCUUUCAAAAGAGUUUUGAAGUAGAAAAAGUGAAGCCCACUACAACUAACAAACUACGCAAGUACACGUCGGCGGAGCAGAGUGACGCGAUGGAACAACCUUCGGAGUGUCGCCGGAUUCAACGGGUCGAUCCAUCCGUCACGAUUGAUUGGUCAAAGAGUCGGUCAAAUGAUUCACAGCCCUUCCUUGAUUCGCCAACAUAUUAUCCAAAGAAAGGAGGAGGAAGAGAUGAAAAGAUGAUGUUGUCAAGGGAAUCCCAUGGACGAGACUCAUUUUGGUCUAAUUUUAGAAGUGUCAAUGAUCUGACGCGAGUCACGUUGUCCAAAGAAAAAUGUUUUCGGGGCGCCACCGACCGUGAGCUUAGUUGCAUUGGUAUACAACUGACAGUGGGACAAUCCGAGUCACGCUCAGCGACAUCCACACCAAUUCCUUCAGGAAGCAAGAGAUACUCACCGUACUUCAACACCAAACCAAAUCAAUGGCAAGGACAAACGUCGUUUGCAACUUUAAACUCAGCGAAACGAAACACAGGUUCAACUGGCAAAACCGUCCAGAGUGGAUCCAUUCCUUCCUCGUUGGGAUUAAGUGAAACACGUAUUACAGAAUCUAAUGAUGACCAAUUAAAAGAAGUAUUACCUGAUUCGGCUGUUCUGCCGGUACCUUCCGUUCAAGCAUGUAAUCAAAAAUCUGUGCAAUCUGUGGACAGCGCUGAUUCAUACAAUGAUCCAUCUCCUUGUUUUCGGUUAAGAAGACACAGGUUGCCACAGCUCAUCAAUUCUGCGUACAAACCAUCUGCAGCGAAGCAUAGCAAUGCACUAAGACAAGAAGUUAUGUCUCCAGAUAUUAUUCGAGCCCAGAACAACUUUCAAGUAUUUAACAACGCUCUAGUUACAAACGGACUGAACAUUCCCAUGCCAGCUGUACGGGCCGUUCUCAGCGACUGGAUGAUCACAAAGCUCAGUAAACUGCGCAAGGAUAAAAGCUCCUGUCGAACGGGUUUUAAUCAGGCGCCUACAAAGGCACUUCUUGGGCAUUUCGACACGAACCCAUCUUCUGUUUCAACUUGCGCGUAUGUUUCCGACAACACCAGUAAAUCGGACAAUGAAGACAGCAUAGUGAAACGCUCUGGCGCAUCUACAUCUCAAAACUUAUUUAUUAACAAGCGAAGAUGUGGACAACUCACCGAUCGGCAUCGUCAAGAGAGAGAAGAAAUAUCAGGUUCAAAUAGGGGUCAAGUGGACAGAAGAAGAUUUGAAAAGCUCCCGUCUCUAAUGGAAGGUAGUACAGCGGACGUCGCUUCGUGGGGACUAGUCUUACUGUGUGGUGUACCCUAUGCUAUCCAUCCGGUCGUGUUUCAGUGUGAAGGAAAAGGCGAAUAUAUUCUCUCACGCUUGUCUCCACAAGUUAUUCAACAGAUGUCGAGAGUAAACUGUUUAGAAUCAACUUUAGGACCCUUAGCAGCUUUCCCUGGCGUCAUGAAUGUUUGGCCGCCGCAACAUACCACGCAUACUGCAAACAAAGGUCACGCUGCUCAUUUCGAUAACACCACCAACCACGACACAGUUCACUUUAUGAGUAGGAUGAAUGGAGGGCCAAGUAGUUUUUGGAACCCGCGUAAUACAAACGACAUUUUGAUUUCAACAUAUUUGGAGCCAACUGUUGUGCCUGACGGUAAACAGUCGGUCAUUUGCAAUGAUUCAUCUGAAACCAGUGUCCUCUCUUGUAAGCAAUCGGUUGCACGUACCAAAGAAAUACAGCUAUGCAUCGAGCCAACACGGACUAUUUCCGUGGAAUCAGCAUUUAUACAUCCAGCUUGCCAACACCAACAAGAUGGAGCAUGGGUUGUUCCUGGGGAGAACAACCUUUAUUCAACAGGAGAGCUAGAUGAGGAUACUCCCACUUCAGAUACAUUGAUAGGUACCCAAUCUCACAAGCAGUGUGACUCAGAACUGACGGAAGCUACUGCUAACAGACGACACGUAUCCUCCUCGCAUUUGUCAAUUACGUCAAAAUGCAACCCAACACAUCCCAAAACACUGGGUCAUGUCAAAACAGCACUUUUACGGAAUGAAAAGGAGAAUGCAGCAAUUUUGAAUGGCAGAAGAUCACUCAAUGUUGACUGCGCAUCAACACACAGCACCACCUCUACCGUCAUUCGUCAGAAGAAGCAUUCUUCGAAAACCAACUUGUAUAUUCGCGGCUUGCCAAAUAUUUUUACGGAGGAAGAGCUGCAGAAUUUGGCUCCCGACAGAGACCUGAUACGCUCAGUUAAGCUGAUUACCGGUUCAGAGGGGGAGAGUUACGGUUUCAUUGACUUUAUCACCAACGCUGCAGCGAAAUCGGCUCUCCAGCACAUCAAAACGAGAAACCGAGAACUAUAUGUCAAUUUUGCCUAUGAGUCAGAAAAGGAUCCUCAAAAUAUCUACAUUACUAACAUUCCUGAGACCUGGACAGCGAAUAAUGUGGAAGAUCUGAAGAAGAUAUUUCAACCAUAUGGUCAAAUUUCGACGGCUAUCGUAAUGACUAAACGUGCGAGCAACUUCUGUACCGGGGCUGGAUUUGUACGAUUCUUGCGAACAGAAGAUGCUCAGCGUGCUAUUGAAGGCAUUCGUGAUGCUCAAGUGACUAUCGAAGGAGCUAAACGACCGCUUGAAGUGAAGCUUGCAGACAGACAAAGGCAGCUGGACGACCAAACCUGUACCAAUAUCCCUCGCUCGCCAAGGCAUCCCAAGGAUCAAUUACAGUACCCGCAGAAUCUGGUCGAAAACUUGCGUGGGUCAUUCGUCCAAUAUGGAGGCCAGACUACACUAAAAACCACAUCUUGCCUUUUACCAAGUAAUCCGGCUGUCCCCUUAUUAAGUUGCGGUACUUCACUGAGAUCGAUUCCCGGGUCUGUCGGUUUAGGUCAGUUAUAUAAUCCUGGCAGGCUUGAUAGCCUGGGGUUGUCUGCGCCUCCACAACAGCCCAACUUCAUGAAUUACCCCCUGGAGACCACCAUACUUUCCGCACCGGUACUUAAUCAGCGUCUAGUUCUACAACAGCCACUGGACCAAUUAAAUCUUCACCUACCCAUGACAAGCACUUGCUAUUCAUUGCCUCAGCCAGGAAUUUGGACAUACCCAGUAUCAAGUUCAAACCACAGUGACAUUUCCACCCAAGGGGACUACGUUGCAGCGCAACCUGGUGUAUUCCAAAGUGCGGUUUUGCCAAACACCCACGGCUUGUUUACCGGAACUCCAGGUAUAAUUCCAGUCGUUCAAUCGACGGACGAGUCUGCAAAUCUUUUGAGGCUUACAUCUUUUGCGUUGCCUCAUUCACCAUCAGUGUAUCCAGAAAAUCUUAUGAGGACUGAGUUAUCCUCCUCCACCCCUUGGGUCCCAAUGCCUGUUGUACCAGGGAUGUACACCUAUUUUUGAAACAACCUAUUGGCAAGGUGAUCAGGAUUCAAUCGCCACAAGUCAGGCUGGAACAAUAACAACAAUUGGUUUACGCAACUAUGCUAUGAAAUCGAAUUGGCGUCGUUUGACAGCAGAACGCUCUCUAUUUGGUUGUGCACAGUAACAACCGUCAUCUAGAUGAUUUUAUUGAAACUAUUAGAUGACACUGACUGUAUCUUGAAAAAUGGAGGCCUUUCCAUUGAAAGAGUUCUGUAUUACACUUUUGGAAACAAGAUUUAUAAACAUUGUACAUGAUUUUUUAUCAGUGAACCCUUAACCAACUUACCAUUGCACUUACUGUCACUACUCUAUCAUUCAAUAUUCCCAUGUUGUCAUACACUGUGCGUUUAAGCAAGAACUGCUAAUGAUCUACUUUGAACAUGCUUAAGAGUUUCCUUUCUGAAGCCGCCUUUCUGUAUAGUUGUAAACCCUACAUUUUGGCAGUAAUGCUAUUGAAAGUGGAUACAGUGUACAUCGGGCUACACUUGAAAUUGUGGUCUAUACGCUGUCGAAACAAGAC
Molecule: messenger RNA, 4648 nt
Organism: Dicrocoelium dendriticum
Lineage: Eukaryota; Metazoa; Platyhelminthes; Trematoda; Plagiorchiida; Dicrocoeliidae
Source: the annotation of a GenBank genome assembly